This is a messenger RNA of Botrytis cinerea B05.10, 894 nucleotides long. RefSeq lists its product as hypothetical. The coding region runs from base 317 to 709 and encodes 130 amino acids. The transcript has a single exon. The record is from RefSeq and is a predicted model, not a curated record. NCBI's taxonomy places the organism in Eukaryota, Fungi, Ascomycota, Leotiomycetes, Helotiales, Sclerotiniaceae.
GGAAACAAUUCUAGAAUGGACAGGUGCUGGGCUAAUCCCUACAAUUCUUUCGUCUGGGAAACAAUCCGCCUCGCUUAUCGCGCCCCUUUGUUCACGCUGUAGACUCAACACAAAGGAACUACUUACACUGUUUCACAACUACCUUGCAACAAUACUGAUUGUAUCCAUAAAAAAAGAGAUUUCCAUGACCUCAAAUAUUCUCACUUCACUCCAUCCAAACUCCAUUCAAUCAACUCCCAUCGACUAACUCACCAAUUAACCACAGGCUACCAAUUAGAUCCUCACUCUCAAGUACAACUUUCAAGCCACCGAAAAUAUGUCCGGAAUGAACGCUGUUACCACAGUUGUCGCUUCUCUAAUCGUCGUUGUCUUUGUUAUUGUCUUCAUGAUCUACGUCCCCAGCUACAUUGGCAUCAAAUUGGAGCGUCGACGCAUCGCAGCUCAAAACAAUCAUCGAUCAAUGAACUGGCCCUUCCCUGCACCACAGGAACAAUAUCAAGAACCAGGACAGGAAUACGACAUCGAGAUGAAUGAUUGGCCUUUGAGAUGUCCACAACCGGCUUUGGUAAGAAGACCUUCUGAUUGGCCCUUGAGAAGAAUGGAACCGGUACUUAUGUCGGAGAGGAGGAGAGAAAGCGUUAAGACUGUUGGCUCAGAUUCUGGUAGUACUGGUAGUAAUCUUGAGGGAUCUCCUUACUGUGUGCGAUAAAUAGUGGUAUUUAGCGCUCAAAGGGGGAGGAUUUGGAAAGGUAAGUGGAAGAACGUGAUGUUAGACGUCACGAGUUUCUCAUCAGGUAAGUGCAAGUGUAAAUGCAAGCGCACUCCGGUAAUUCAAUCUUUAUAUCCUAAAAAAUAGUACAAAUACAUCUAUAACUGUGACCAAUUGUGAAAUCA